AUGUCUGCACCCCACGGUCAGAACUGUCACCCCCGCCGCCGCCCUCUUAAGGGAACAGCCUCUCCUCUCAGCAUCCAUGGCAUGCAACUUCGCAAGAGUGGCACUUUCUCGUCGCCAACACAAAUAUCAUCUGAUAUCUGCGACCUGGACCGACACUUCAUGCCCCGACGGUCGCCAACAAACACUGAAAGGCUAGAAGAACUCGUUCAAGAGACCAUCCAGGAUCCCAGCGUCCGUCGUGUAUCCAACCUGCUCAAAGACUUUGAGGCAAGAGUAGCUGGCCACAAGACCUCCAACACUGGUGCCAGCAUCCUCAGUGACCCUGACGUAUUUCCCGUCCCCAGCUUGUUCCUUGAUAACACUUCAAUGGACUGCACCCCAAUGGAGCUUGACGUCGACGUCUUCAAAUCAGCUGCGGCAGAACACGAUCACGCUUCCGAUAGCGGUCUGGGUACCAGCAUCGGUGAAUCGAAAUACGGUAAGCACAUUAUGCAGCCAUCCGGCUUAGAUCAGGGCGCCCCGCAUUCUAACAUAUAUAAAGACGAUAUCCGCACCCAGCGCUCCAGCCGUGAGUCCAUCAGCAGCUCUAUCAGUUCCACCCACUCGGCCAUCACACGAUCAUUCGCGGCUCUUGGGGCAUCCGACGAGGACCAUACGCUUGGCGAGUACGCGUGCAAGCAGAUUCACGACUCCAUCAUCAAGCCCAUUCUCGCCGAGGAUUCCCUGAAGGACUUCCACUCCCUAGUAAAAGACGUUCCCCGGCGUAUCGGCGAAAAGAACAUUCGCAACCUUCGUGACCUCGAGAAGACCCUCAUCUUCCUCGCACCUUACCUCUCCGAACAAGACCAGCGACUACCAUCGGAUCGCCCUUAUACUGACGGCUACUUCCUCGAUUUGAUGGAACAGAUUAGACGAUACGCCUCAAUCAUGGCUGCCACAAGAGAAAAAGAGGUCAAGGGAGAGGACCUCGACGACAUGGACUAUUCACGGUAUGACCUCGCCGAUGGCUACUUGUUUGGACGCACUAACAGACUGUUCGGUAGUGAUGAGAAGAUCACUCUUCGUGGCGGACUCAGCCACAACGGGCGUCCGGUUGAGCUGGUUCGCGAGAAGAACGGCAAAGUCGUUCCACUCGCUGACUCGCCUACCAUCAAGCGACGUUUUUCAGACGAGGACGAGGACGAGGACGAAGUCACUCGUUCUAUGGCGCGACGACGCAAGUCGGAGAAGCCAGGGGAUGUCAUGCACACUUGCCGUGACUGCAAGAAGCAAUUCAAGCGGCCAUGCGACUUAACAAAGCACGAGAAGACCCACUCUCGCCCGUGGAAGUGUUCUGAGAAGAACUGCAAAUACUACGAUCUCGGUUGGCCGACUGAGAAGGAACGUGAUAGGCAUAUGAACGACAAGCACUCUGCUGCUCCUGCACAGUACAAGUGCCUCUACCCGCCAUGCACAUACGCCUCCAAGCGCGAAUCCAACUGCAAGCAGCAUAUGGAGAAGGCACACGGUUGGGAGUACGUUCGUUCAAAGUGCAACGGUCGCAAGAAGGGUCCCACCAGCAGUGAUCGCAGCCCUGCUACCCCUCUUACUCCCUUCAUCGGUACACCCAUGUCUGCAAACAUGACUACACCCGUAACUCCAUACAUCCCUUCGCCUCAAGUACCAAUGAUGGAUUAUGGUUUUGGAACUCCAGCCAUGAGUGUAUACGACUAUCAAGACGAGUUCCGUCGUGAUUCUGUCACUACUGACGGCUCACACUUUACGUAUUCGUCUGAGCAGUCUCCCCUCGAGCCAACGUCGUUCGAGGACGCUGUCACUCCUGAUGACACUGCCAUCAACCAUGACGACGUCUACAACUGCAACUUGCUAAACUUUAAUACCAUCAAUACCGGUUUCCAGCAACCAACGCCCAUGAGCACUACGUUCGACUACGAACCGCUGCCAUUCACAACCAACAGCACCUUGAACACUGGCUAUACGCACCUCUCGCCGUUGGCUCAGCCUGACGUCACGCUCUAUUCGCCGCACAUGGAUGAGGGUUUCGGCGAUAUGGACAUGAGUAUGCAAGGCUUUAAUCGGCCGAUGGGGGACUUCACCUUGUUCGACACAUCGCCACCAAGCCAACUGCCACUCAACGGCACCGCAAACUUCUUUCCCGAUUUUAACCAGCUCGGCGGCCAAUUUGAACAAAUGUACGAACCGAGCACUACGUUGGAUGAUCUGAACUACAUGUACUUUUCGAACCAGCAGUAAUUUCCGCACUGCAUUGUAUACAAACAGCGGGCUUUUGUAUAACCAAUUUUUACACGAUUUUUCUCUUGCUUAUAGCGCAUUUCUGUACUUAGCUGGACUUUUUGCCGUCGUAUUGCGAUCUGCGAUUACGAUUGACACGACAAGAGGAGGAACUGGAAGCACGGGCAUGUGUUCACGGCCGUCUUCACCCUAUCAUUGGCGUUAUGUGGCACUUCGAACAGAACGAAAACUCCACAAAAAAACAAAUGACGUUUGUUUGAGCGGGUUCUUCUUGCGACUGAUUUUGAUCUCCCCCCUUCUCCUUCUUGGUUAUACGGAGUCUCAAGGCUGUGGUAGAGGUCAUCAGAUAGUGUAGGAUACAAUAAUAACAAUGGUGGAAA
Messenger RNA from Pyrenophora tritici-repentis Pt-1C-BFP, 2633 nucleotides. RefSeq lists its product as uncharacterized. NCBI's taxonomy places the organism in Eukaryota, Fungi, Ascomycota, Dothideomycetes, Pleosporales, Pleosporaceae. The record is from RefSeq and is a predicted model, not a curated record.